Messenger RNA from Cryptomeria japonica (Japanese cedar), 1332 nucleotides. Its product is annotated as DELLA protein RGL1-like. The coding region runs from base 1 to 1332 and encodes 443 amino acids. Gene Ontology annotation, cellular component: nucleus. The transcript has 2 exons. Gene Ontology annotation, molecular function: sequence-specific DNA binding; DNA-binding transcription factor activity. Gene Ontology annotation, biological process: regulation of DNA-templated transcription. The record is from RefSeq and is a predicted model, not a curated record. NCBI's taxonomy places the organism in Eukaryota, Viridiplantae, Streptophyta, Pinopsida, Cupressales, Cupressaceae.
AUGGACCCUGGUUUUAAAAUGUCAGAUUGGUUAGAUGAAUUUUCAUUGCCACAGACUGACUUUUCCAUGCUGCAGUCUAAUUUCGAAAGCAAGAUGCCCACAGAGACAAAGCUUCUGUCGUCGCAAGAAAUCAUAAAAAUGGCGAGCUCACGGUACAUAAAAGUCUUUGACUGUGGAGGCUUGGAUUCUUUCUUUGAUAUUCCUGCCGUCGCACCAGAAGACCAGCAGAGUGUUGAAAAUGUUCAUCUGCUGUUCACCUGUGCAGAGAUGAUGAGGAACAAGCAAUAUGAUCAAGCAGCCAGGGUGUCGAUGAGUGGCCGUACCUUCUCUUUGCAGUGGGGAAACCCUAUACAGAGGCUCUGUUAUUAUUUCUCCGGGGCGCUACAGGAUAGAAUCGAAUGCGAGGCACGCCACGAGUUGCCUGGUUAUAAUAAAACCGAAUUGAAUGGCCUGGGAGCUUUUGCUACUAAUAUUAUCCCGUAUGUGAGAAUACUGCAAUUCACGUCUCUGCAAGCAAUCUUAGACACAGUGCGAAAUGCUAGCAAAAUUCAUUUGAUAGAUCGUGAGAUUCGCAAUGGGUCCCACUGGUCAGUGUUGAUGCAGAGCCUUGCCCUGAGAAGUUCAUCCUAUCCGAUUAAGCUUCUGAGGAUCACAGCAGUUGGAAAAGAUGUGGAAAAUCUGAUAGAAGGCGGAAGAAGACUUCACGAGGUUGCUCAGUCCUUGAAGAUUCCGUUUAUCUACAGGAUGGUGGAGAUCUCAAGCAUGGAGGCGAUUCAACAAGGUAUGUUCAACGUUAAACCUGGGGAGGUUGUUGCAGUGUAUGCUCCGUAUGCUUUCAAUAGUCUGUUAUAUAAACGGAAUCUUCUGGAUAAUCUGGUGGAUGUUAUAGUGAAAUUAAGGCCUCGAAUAAUGGUGAAUAUUGAAGUUGAAGUUCACCACAACUCACCUCGUUUCGAGAAUAGAUUUGUUGAAGUACUUUUCUUUUGCAGCACUUGGUUUGACUACUUGGAUGUCAUAUUGCCGGAUAGACAUGAUACUCGAAGGGUCAUGUAUGAAGAAGUAUUCUGUGGGAACACGGUAAGGAAUCUGGUAGCCUGUGAGAUGAACGAUAGGAGAGUUAGACAUGUUAAAACUGAUGUGUGGAGAUGUUAUUUUGGACAAAAGGGAUUGAAGGAGAUGAGCUUCAGCUAUCAAGCUUCGUAUCAGGCCAGAUUAUUGCUGAAAGAAUUUCCUCAAGGAGAAUGUUAUAGUCUUGAUGCCAAUGGAUCUGCCAUAACGAUGGGGUGGAACGGAACCCAAUUGCUUACAGUAUCUGCAUGGACUUGUUUGUGA